UCAUUAUAAAUUCUAAAAUGAUUGUGUUUAGAAAUAUAUUAAAUAAUUAUUUAAUAUAUGUAUAUAUACAUAUAUAAAUUUUAAAAACAUAUAUUAUCAUUUAUAUAAGAUAAUUUUUUUUUUCAAACCAAAAAUGAAUAUCCGCGCGGGUGCGCGGAUCAAGCUCUAGUUUGUUUUUAAAAUGGAAAUCUGAUCAAGUAAUAUAAUACGUUUCAGUGGAGACUAGUUUAGAUUUCUUAUUUAGGAUUGCUGGAGACAAAAGAAAGCUUAGGGUGAUAGUUUCUAUUUCAAGAAAAUGUAGGCUAUAAACAAAAUAAAACCAGAAGUAUGAGGGGCAUUCUCUGACCGUUACGCGGAACACUUGUUGCUUGUGCUAUUAUUAUAAAAGCAGACAUUGUUUGUAGUUUUUACGCUAGACUCUGUGUGACCCAACGAAAAAGUUAAAAGAAACACACAAGAAAAAAGAAUAAUAAGAAGAUGAAACUUAUUUGGUCACCGGAAACAGCAUCAAAGGCUUACAUCGACACCGUUAAAUCGUGCGAGAAGCUUGGAACGCCAGGACCGGCGGAGCUAGUAGCGGCUAUGGCGGCGGGGUGGAACGCGACUCUAAUCGUGGAAACAUGGUCCGAAGGAGAAACCAUAGCCAUAAGUGUCGGCUUAAAUGUAGCGAGCCAACACACAAACGCAAGACACAUGUGUAUUGUACCAAACGCAAUAUCAGAAGCCGCUUAUCUUGAAGCCAUGACACAACAAUAUUGCUCCACCUUGCCUGAAACAAUCAUUAUGAACGAGGAAGAAGAAGGAAACUCCGAGAACACGAUGCAGAUGCUGCAAGGAAUCGAUUUCUUGGUGAUUGAUUGGGAUCAAAAGGAUUUUGCAGCAAACGUUUUGAGAAACGCUGCGUUUGGUAGCAGAGGAGCUGUUGUGGUGUGCAGAAGCGGUUACAGGAGAAGCACGUCUUGUUUCAGUUGGACAAAAGCGUUUAGUGAUCGGAACGUUGUGAGAACGGUGACUCUUCCGGUUUCUGGUGGUCUAGAAAUUGCUCAUGUGGCUGCAGCAAGAAGCUCUGGGAAGAAUGAUAACAACAACAAGAGAAAAUGGAUCAAACAUAUUGAUCAAAGAUCAGGAGAAGAACAUGUUAUUAGAAAGUAAAAAAAAUAAAUAUAAAACAAUAUAGACAAAGUGUGUAAUGAUAUGUUUGAUAUUUUUAUGAGAGUGAUUUGUACAGAAAGCAAUUGUUAUUGGAAGAUUUGAUUGUUAUAUUUAGGCGUGGGACUUCGGAUAUUCCGUUCGGGUUCGGAUAGGAUCCGAUCGGGUUCGGGUUUUCG
This is a messenger RNA of Brassica rapa (field mustard), 1328 nucleotides long. RefSeq lists its product as uncharacterized. The record is from RefSeq and is a predicted model, not a curated record. NCBI's taxonomy places the organism in Eukaryota, Viridiplantae, Streptophyta, Magnoliopsida, Brassicales, Brassicaceae.